GUUUUUUUUCGUAAUGUUUACUAAUAUUUAACCGGCGUGUUGUGCAAUAUAUUUAAUACGUUUUAAGUAAAACUGAAGUGGAGAUUAUCUCCACGAACUGUAUUUCAUAAUGGCUUCAUCUUUAACAAAAGUGAAUGAGCACUUAAGUUUACUCAAGAAAGAGUAUACGAAACUGCAAACCCAAUACAACGAAUUAGAAAGAAAGUACAAUUCUCUAGCAGCACAAAAUAGUGAAAGUCAAGAUGCUAGUUUUGUUUCUAAUUUGUUCAUGACAGUAGCCACUCUUUACGAUGAUGAAACAUACUCAGACAUAAAAAUCAAACUAGCAGAUAAAGUUGUACCUGCACACAAAUUCGUAUUAAAUGCUCGUUCUGACGAAUGGAGUAAAGAAAAUUUAUUGAAUAUUAGUGAAUUGGAUUGGUCCCAUAUUUCAUCUAACAUAGCAGUUGCUUUAAUGCGAUGGCUUUAUACAGAUAUAAUUGAUUUUCGGCAAGGUGAUAGCAACUUUGCUUUAGAACUUAUGCGAACAGCACAUUCAUUUCGUUUAAUUUCUUUGAGAGUUCAAUGUGAAAGAAGCUUAAUUGCUAGUGUUAAUGUUAGAACUUGUGUUAAAUUUUACACUGCGGCUGAUGAGAUUGAUGCAAAAGAAUUGAGAGAACAUGCUUCUGGUGUUAUUAGUGCCUAUUGGGAUGAUUUGACAGGUGAAGAUUUUGCACACUUGUCUGGUCCAUCAUUGUAUCAAAUGUUAAAGAACAAAACAAGCCAACCAUUGCACAGUGCCAUAAGAUUACGCAGGGAGGAUGUCUUAUUCUUGUGUUUAGUAGAGAAUAACUCUAAGUUACGAGAAUUGGUCAACGCUCCAUCAAUCUCCGCAGACACCAGCGACUUCACCGUCACUCAAGAAGUACCAGGACUACUUCCUUUAGAAUUAGCCUUAUAUAGCGGCCAAGCAGCCGUCGCCAAUACUCUCCUUCAACAUGGCGCAGAAAUUGACACAAGAGCAAAAGUUAUUUUGAAUUCCGGAGCGAAAAAAGGAUCCAACGAGAACCUUGAAGGAUUACAUAAAAUCUCAUCAAAUGGCAACCUUGCAACAAGUUGGACAAAUGGGGAAUUUAGUGCAGAGAUGGGAGAGGCACCAUUAUUGCAUAGAGCGCUGGCCGCUCGAAAACCUGCAGCAGCAAUGUUCCUGCUGCAGAACGGCGCCGAUGUUCAUUUGACGGCAAGUCCCACAUACGACACAGCUCUCCACCUGGUAUCAGGCUCUUGCGAUUAUCUUCGAGAAAAUUAUAACUACAGUCAUGUGCCGGCGGACGAAUUGACCUGCAAUGGAGUAUCAGACGAAGAAAAGAAAACAAGAGACCAGGAAACAUUCGAAGUUGCCAAAAAACUAUUAGAACUUAAGGUUGACAUAAAUUGUCAAAAUAAAAGAGGAUUGACACCUCUGCAUAUAGCUGUGAUCUCCGACAAUAAACAAGUUUUCGAUUUAUUAGUAAACCAGAAAAAUAUAGAUCCCAAUUUGAGAACGACAAGUGAAGAACACACACCUUUGUAUUAUGCUUUAUCGAAAUUCGACUCAUUUGAUGAUGAAGAGCGCCAGAAUUAUAAUUAUUACACAAAGAAAUUAUUAGAAAUUGGUGCUAGGCCGAAUCCCAUAUAUAGAGCACGGGAUAAUAGCCUUAUGCACAUCUUGGCCGAAGAGGAAAAGGAGGAUGCCGUAAUAUUUUUAUGUGAUCACGUGAAAAACCUAAACCAUGUAAAUUCUGCAGGUGAAACAGUUCUGCAUGUGUCGAGCACAAAAGGUUUGGAUCGUCUAGUGACAGAACUUUUGCGGCGUGGUGCAAUGCCUAAUAUGCAGAAUCACGAAAAAAAACGUACAGCUUUACAUUGUGCGGUAGCUUUCAAUCGCGUAAAUGUGAUCAACUCUUUCAUAAACUACAAGAAAACUUUUGAUGAAAGUCAACGUCUUCCAAAUUCUGAAAACUUCAAUAAUUUACCCGAUUUCAACGUGAAGGAUUCGGAAGGCGAUACUCCAAUUUGCGUAGCUCUCUCAGAAGGUCAUUUGGGAGUGGUUAGUGCCCUUAUUCAGGGAGGAUCUGAUAUCAAUCUUAGAAAUAGUAAAGGUUUUACAUUGCUGCAUCAGGCUAUAUUGAAAGAAGAUGUUCAAACAGCUCUGUUCCUAUUGGAUUCUGGUGCUGAUAUGAAUAUGCUAUCUGAAGAUAAUGAAUCUCCACUUCAAUUGGCUAUUCACUGCAGGCUAGAAAAUGUAGUAGAAUCAUUAUGUGAAAGAGGUGUUUCUUUAGCUGCUCCUGAUCCUGUAUCUGGUUCGCCAACAUCUAAUGGGCAAAAAGUAUCGGCCAGUCCACUCUGGUGCGCAUUAGAAUCAGGUCAAGAAAAUAUUGCUUCUAUUUUGGUUAGGCAUGGCGUGGACACCGAUUGCUGGGAGCUUGGUCCUGAUGGCUGCUUGAUGACCCUUUUACAUAGAGCUAUUGAUGAAAAUAAAGACGAUAUUGCAAUAUUUUUAAUACAAUCUGGUUGCGAUUUGAAUUCACCCAUUCAACAAGCACCAGGAUAUCCUCCAUCUGAUGCUGCUAUUGAAAAGCAGUCUCCUGCUCAUUCGUGCUGUCAAUGGGGUCUUGAAAGAGUUUUAGCAGCUCUCAUAGAACAUGGUGCAGAUGUAAAUUCUAGAGAUGGGGAUAUGAAGACGCCAGUUCAUGUUGCUAUUGAAAACCAGCAUGAACCAAUUAUUGGAAUGCUGCUUAGUUUACCUAAUAUAGAUUUAUCUUUGAGGGAUAAGAGUGGAUUGACGCCAUUUGCGACAGCAUUAACAGUUAAAAAUCACAAAGCUGCUCAAAGCAUUGUGGACAGAUUACCGAAUGCUGCAGAACAGACUGAUGGCAGGGGUAGAAAUUUCUUACAUACUGCUAUACUGAAAGGAGAUAUGGAAUCGGUACUUUUCUUAUUGGCCAGUGGAGUUGAUGUUAAUUCCAGAGUGCAGGAUUCAGAUCAGACUCCACCUAUCCAUCUUGCUGCUCUUUCAGGUGAUGAAACAUUGCUUCGAAGUUUAGUUUUGGCUGGAGCCCGAGUUAAUGACAGAGAUGCACAUAAACGAACAGCACUGCACGUGGCAUCUGAAGCAGGUAAAUCUGCUGUAAUAUCAGCUUUGCUGCAAAAUGCUGCAGAUUGCGAUGCCCUGGAUGGCGAUGGUGAUAAUGCAUUGCAUGUAGCAGCGCGAUCUGGUCAUUUGCAAGUGGCCAGGGCGCUUUUAACAGAAAGCACCAUAGAUGCAGAAGCAAUUAAUUUGAAGGGACGAAACCCGUUGCAUGAGUUAUGCAGGUGUGCUAAAGAAAACGCAGCCGCUAUUUGUGAACUCUUUUUGGAGUGUAUGCCAAAAUAUCCUAUCAAUACUCCUGAUAUACAGGGAAAUAGUCCGCUUCUUCUAGCUUAUCAGAAAGGACACAGAGCUCUUUGUACGGUUUUAGUGCGGGCUGGUGCAUGUUUAGGAGCUGAAAAUAAGGAUGGUGUCAACAUAUUCAACUACCAAGUGCCUACUAAACAAUUACUUCAUAGACUCCUAGAUCAACUAGCUCAGGAAUCCCCUUGGGCAGAAUCAGAUUUAUGUCAGGAAUGUGGGCUCAAGUUCACGCUCACAGUAAGAAAACAUCACUGCCGUCAUUGUGGAAGAAUAUUGUGUAAAAAUUGUUCUAUGCAAGAUGUGCCUAUUUUGAAAUUCAAUCAAAACAAACCAGUACGAGUGUGCUCUGUGUGUUUCGAUGUAUUGCAAAUCGGAAGUGGAUAGCUAGAUUAUAAAUAAGUUUUUAUAGAAUUUCUACAGAUGACUGUUAAUAAAUAUUUUUACUGUGAUUAUGUAUAAGUUGCUUGGCACAGUAUGAAUUGAUUUUAUCUUAGCUUCAGUUUGUUUUUAUAAAGAUAUUUCAUCACCUAUUAAGUUUUGUACAUAUUUUUAUCAUAAAUGUUUAACUGUAGGUUAAGAAUAUUAAAUUACCAUAAUAAAG
Molecule: messenger RNA, 4013 nt
Organism: Ctenocephalides felis (cat flea)
Lineage: Eukaryota; Metazoa; Arthropoda; Insecta; Siphonaptera; Pulicidae
Product: rabankyrin-5
Exons: 17
Coding region: 110-3796 (1228 amino acids)
Molecular function (GO): protein binding; metal ion binding
Source: RefSeq, a predicted model, not a curated record